GACGCACUUCCGGGUGCGCGGUCCCGAGGUACGCGGUGCGGUCUCCCGGUAACCGGAGCGGCUCUGAUUCACGUAGAGACGGGGUUUCACCGUGUUAGCCAGAAUGGUCUCGAUCUCCUGACCUCGUGAUCUGCCCGCCUCGGGCCUCCCAAAGUGCUGGAAUUACAGGCGUGAGCCACGGCGCCGGGCCCCCUAGGGAUUUUCAGGUACGGACUGAGUGUGAAGCAUUUUAGCACAAGUGGGUUUAACUUGUGGCCCUAAAGAACUGGAAACCCAGAGGAACGAAUAUUCCUGCCCCACAGAGUCCCAUCUUUGGUGAGGCUGUUUCUGGAGUUUACAUGAUGACCAAGGUACUAGGCAUGGCCCCAGUUCUGGGCCCUAGGCCUCCACAGGAGCAGGUGGGGCCUCUGAUGGUAAAAGUCGAGGAGAAAGAAGAGAAAGGCAAGUACCUUCCUAGCCUGGAGAUGUUCCGCCAGCGCUUCAGGCAGUUUGGGUACCAUGAUACCCCUGGACCCCGAGAGGCCCUGAGCCAACUCCGGGUGCUCUGCUGUGAGUGGCUGAGGCCCGAGAUCCACACCAAGGAGCAGAUCCUGGAGCUACUGGUGCUGGAGCAGUUCCUGACCAUCCUGCCCCAGGAGCUCCAGGCCUGGGUGCAGGAGCAUUGCCCGGAGAGCGCUGAAGAGGCUGUCACUCUCCUCGAAGAUCUGGAGCGGGAACUGGAUGAGCCAGGACACCAGGUCUCAACUCCUCCAAACGAACAGAAACCGGUGUGGGAGAAGAUAUCCUCCUCAGGAACUGCAAAGGAAUCCCCGAGCAGCAUGCAGCCACAGCCCUUGGAGACCUGUCACAAAUACGAGUCUUGGGGGCCCCUGUACAUCCAAGAGUCUGGUGAGGAGCAGGAGUUCGCUCAAGAUCCAAGAAAGGUCCGAGAUUGCAGAUUGAGUACCCAGCACGAGGAAUCAGCAGAUGAGCAGAAAGGUUCUGAAGCAGAGGGGCUCAAAGGGGAUAUAAUUUCUGUGAUUAUCGCCAAUAAACCUGAGGCCAGCUUAGAGAGGCAGUGCGUAAACCUUGAAAAUGAAAAAGGAACAAAACCCCCUCUUCAAGAGGCAGGCUCCAAGAAAGGUAGAGAAUCAGUUCCUACUAAACCUACCCCAGGAGAGAGACGUUAUAUAUGUGCUGAAUGUGGCAAAGCCUUUAGUAAUAGCUCAAAUCUCACCAAACACAGGAGAACACACACUGGGGAGAAACCUUACGUGUGCACCAAGUGUGGGAAAGCUUUCAGCCACAGCUCAAACCUCACCCUCCACUACAGAACACACUUGGUGGACCGGCCCUAUGACUGUAAGUGUGGAAAAGCUUUUGGGCAGAGCUCAGACCUUCUUAAACAUCAGAGAAUGCACACAGAAGAGGCGCCAUAUCAGUGCAAAGACUGUGGCAAGGCUUUCAGCGGGAAAGGCAGCCUCAUUCGUCACUAUCGGAUCCACACUGGGGAGAAGCCUUAUCAGUGUAACGAAUGUGGGAAGAGCUUCAGUCAGCAUGCGGGCCUCAGCUCCCACCAGAGACUCCACACCGGAGAGAAGCCAUAUAAGUGUAAGGAGUGUGGGAAAGCCUUCAACCACAGCUCCAACUUCAAUAAACACCACAGAAUCCACACCGGGGAAAAGCCCUACUGGUGUCAUCACUGUGGAAAGACCUUCUGUAGCAAGUCCAAUCUUUCCAAACAUCAGCGAGUCCACACUGGAGAGGGAGAAGCACCGUAACUUUCAAGCGCUCCUGUUGUUGUCGUUGUUUUAAACUUUAGAAUCUGAAAACCAGAAGUCUUGUCAUUGCAGCAGCAUCGAUUCCGGUGAUAGAGUUUGUAUCACUCAACAUCAGGGGAUGCCUGAGGAGUGCGAGCUCCACAGCAACAUGGCAGGCAGGAGGUCCUCAGAAGGUGUCAGGAGGUUCCACACUCGCCAGUUCACUGGAGCAGAGUCCCUUCGCCACACUUAGGGUCCCAGUAAGCCAUGCCAGCAUUACCUUUUGCGUAGUUAAACUGACGUGUAUCCAGUCUAGUUAAGGAAGAAACAUUAAGACUGUUUAAUUUUUAACAUAUAUUCAAGAAUUUUAAUUUGUAAAGAAUUGAGCCACAUUGAACACAAUUGAAUGAGAUUCAGAAUAAACUUAUAACAUCUUGUAA
Messenger RNA from Pan troglodytes (chimpanzee), 2179 nucleotides. It is a transcript of the gene ZSCAN21, whose product is annotated as zinc finger and SCAN domain containing 21. Gene Ontology annotation, molecular function: DNA-binding transcription factor activity, RNA polymerase II-specific; RNA polymerase II cis-regulatory region sequence-specific DNA binding. The record is from RefSeq and is a predicted model, not a curated record. The transcript has 5 exons. Gene Ontology annotation, biological process: regulation of transcription by RNA polymerase II. The coding region runs from base 339 to 1760 and encodes 473 amino acids. Lineage: Eukaryota; Metazoa; Chordata; Mammalia; Primates; Hominidae.